UCAUCCCAUUAACUGUCAAGUUAUAACUAGAAUACCGACUCAUCAUCUGCCCUUCAAUGGCGGACCAACAACAACCACCCCCCCAAGUCCUCUUAGUAACAUUCGCUUCUCAAGGCCACAUUAACCCUUCCCUUCAAUUUGCCAAUAACCUCAUCAACAAUGGCGUCCACGUCACGUUGAUGUCGGCUUCUUCCAUGAUUCACCGAUUCAACAAAGCUUCACCUGUCCAUGGCUUGUCCUACGCCUAUUACUCCGACGGCUAUGACCAUGCCUUUCAACUUUCCGGUGACACGAAUCAUUACCUUUCCGAGACAAAGCGUCACGGUACUCAAUCCUUGAGAGAGUUUCUUGCUGAUCAAGGCACUAGGUUCACUUCCAUUGUUUACUGUACUCUUCUCCCUUGGGUGGCAACGGUGGCUCGUGAGUUUCACAUCCCAGCCACCCUCCUCUGGUUCCAACCUGCUUCUCUUUUGAACAUCUGUUACCAUUACUUCAAGGGAUACCAUGAGAUCAUUACCAAAAACAUCGAUGACCCCAUGUUUACAGUUCAAAUGCCGGGGCUGCCACCGCUUUCUCGCCAUGAUUUACCUUCCUUUUUCAUCCCGUCCAAUCCACAAGCUAUGCCACUCUUAACCAUGAAAGAACAUGUAGAAGUUCUUGACCAAGAGACCAACCCCAGAGUUUUAGUUAACACGUUCGAUCUAUUAGAAACUGAAGCCAUAAAAGCGGCUGACAAGUGGUACAGUAUGGUCGGAAUCGGACCACUAAUGCCAAACCUUGCUGAAACAUCCAUGGGAGGUGAUCUUUUCAAGGUCACAAAAGAGCAUAGAGAAAUGGAAUGGCUCAACACAAAGCCUCAAACAUCAGUCAUUUAUGUCGCAUUUGGGAGCCUUUCCACAUUGGCUAAACCACAAAUGGAGCUACUCGCGAAGGGGUUGCUUGAAACUGGGCGUCCAUUUUUGUGGGUGAUAAGGGAAAGUACUGAUGAACAAGAAAAGGAUCCAUUGAGUAGGUUAAAUGAACUGAAAAAGCUAGGGAUGAUAGUGCCAUGGUGCCCACAAGUGCAAGUUCUUUCCCACCCAUCGAUCGGAUGCUUUUUAACACACAGUGGGUGGAACUCGACGUUCGAAAGCUUGGUUUCAGGGGUACCCAUGGUGACAUUUCCUCAAUGGGUAGACCAAGGAACCAAUUCCAAGCUCGUCCAAGAUGUAUGGAAAACAGGUGUACGUCUAAGAGAGAAUGAAGAUGGAAUGGUUGAAGCUGGUGAGAUAAAAAGAUGCUUGGAAAUGGUGAUGGGAGGUGAAGAAAUUAAAAAGAAUGCCAAGAAAUGGAAGGAUUUGGCUAAAGAAGCUGUGGAGGAAGGAGGGACUUCAUAUAACAACAUUAAAGCUUUCGUGGAAGAGCUUACAAAUAAAUAAAUAAUUCCAGUUAUUUUAUAUAAAAUAAAUAAUUAUAAAAUUUUAAUUUAUUUCCAGACAUGAUCUAAUAUUGUUAAAAAAUGAAAUAUCAUUUUAUAAAUUUUGUUGGUGUAUUAAAUACAUAUUUUUAUUUAGUAAUAUUGUUUUAUAUUUGGAA
Gossypium raimondii (Peruvian cotton) is the source of this 1575-nucleotide messenger RNA. Its product is annotated as crocetin glucosyltransferase, chloroplastic. The record is from RefSeq and is a predicted model, not a curated record. The transcript has a single exon. Bases 57 to 1418 code for a protein of 453 amino acids. Gene Ontology annotation, molecular function: UDP-glycosyltransferase activity. NCBI's taxonomy places the organism in Eukaryota, Viridiplantae, Streptophyta, Magnoliopsida, Malvales, Malvaceae.